Molecule: messenger RNA, 10783 nt
Organism: Pan troglodytes (chimpanzee)
Lineage: Eukaryota; Metazoa; Chordata; Mammalia; Primates; Hominidae
Gene: ZHX2
Product: zinc fingers and homeoboxes 2
Exons: 4
Coding region: 6998-9511 (837 amino acids)
Biological process (GO): regulation of transcription by RNA polymerase II
Cellular component (GO): nucleus
Molecular function (GO): DNA-binding transcription factor activity, RNA polymerase II-specific; DNA binding
Source: RefSeq, a predicted model, not a curated record
AGAGUCUUGCUCUGUCGCCAGGCUGGAGUGCAGUGGAGCGAUCUUGGCUCACUGCAACCUCUGCCUCCUGGGUUCAAGUGAUUCUCAAUAAUGAAUCUGUCUUAUGUCCAUCUUUAUACCGAUACAGUUGUAAAGCCUCAUUUUUAUUUAGUUAUUCUUUUUUUUUAAUAGAGGAAGGCACCUACAAAACGAAAGUGCCUAGGGCUUACAAAAGUCAUAUGCAGCCUUAGUUGUAGGAGCUUUACAAAUAUUAGCUCAGUCAUUUUCAGAAAGGUUUUUCUAAUUAUCAUUUUAGAGAUGAGGAAACUGAAGCUCAGGGAGGCUAGGAAACUUAUCCAAAGCCUCUUAAGAGGCUACGUUAGUCAGACUGGGCUAACAGCUGUAACAACCCCAGAAUUUAAAUGGCUUAACACAUUAGGAGUUUAUUUGUUAUUGCCAUAACAAUUCAGGGUGUAUGUUUGGCAGGCAGUCUACACAGUGAUUCAGGGACCCAGGCUCCUUCCCUCUGGUGGCUUUUUCUCCCUCUAGUCCUGGGAGCUCUCCAUGCAGAUGGUGGAUGGAGAAAGAGAACAAAAAGUGGGGGAUUUUUAUAGGCCAGGCCUGGAAUUGGCCCACAUCACUUCCACACACAUUCCACUGGCCAGAAUGCAGUCACGUGAUCAUAGCUAACUGCAAGGAAGGUUGGAAAAUGUAAUGUAACUGCAUGCCUGGGCUAAAGAGAGGAACACGGAUCCUGGGGAGUACUCACAGUGUUAGAUUGCAGUCCAGGUCUUCUGCACACAAUGCCCGCGUGCUUUCCACACCCUCCUUAGCUGAUUCUUAUCACUCUUAGCUCCCACAAGUCCCCUUUACAGGCCCUUUUAUCCUGCCCCACCUGCCCACUCACUGUGCCCAGCACCAGACCUUUGCCCACUCAGGAUCAGUUGCCGUAUGAGGCACCAGGAAGAGGAAUGCAUUGGGGAGCUUACCAGGCCAACUUGAAGAGGCUGCAACCAGAUGUUAUGCUCUCUGUAUUGCCCAACCCCAGGCCCACAAGGCACUGCUGGGCACACUACCUCCUCAGCAUGGGAAAAGGGGGCUGCAAAGAGGGUUUCAGAGGGCCAGGAAGAAAAAGGUUUGAACUGAAGUCUUGGCUGCACUAUGAACCUUGGGCAAGGCAUCAGCAGUAAGGGGACAGUGCCAGAUGAUCCUGCACACUAAAAUACCACAGUCCUGGGAUUACUGCCUCUUGCCAGAAGUGAACUGUGUGGCCCUGCCCCAACCCAUCAUUGUGCUGCCUUUGGACACCCAUUAUCCUACAAGACAAAGCUACAGGAGCCAGCUGGAGGCUAGAUGGCCUGUGGACACUUUCCCGUAACUGCUGGGCAGGCCUGGUGACCCUGGCAAUGGCCUGGUGAUGCUGGUGUUGGUGGGCACCCUGCUCCUCUAGGAUCAGGCCAAAGCUGUCUAUUAUGAGAUCCUUGAGUGGAAUCAGCAUGUCUCCCUCCUCCAGGAGGCCUUCCCAGAUUGCUCGGCCCUCAGUGCUCCCACCUCUUCAAAGCUCAGGGCACUUGUUAUCAUUCAACCUAAAGGUCCUGGCUUGCCUCAUAAGAUUUCUCAUCAUCACCCCCUUUUUAUUUGCUCUUGGCUUCGGAGGCAAGGAAUCCAGGACUAUGUUUAGAGCCAAGUGAGUCAGGGACUCUCCUGAGCACUCUGUAAGCGUCAAAUGCUGCAGGGCAUUGGGUCAAUUCUAACAUUUCAUCCAGAUUUACAGUCGGACUGGGUUUUUGUAAAGAGAGAGUUGGCGCCCAGGCAACAUCCUUCUCUUUAUUUGGGGUUGAGAAAAGCACACUAAGGAAAUUAAAAAAAAAAAAAAACCAUUUUGCCUAUAGUCAUCUGAAAUCUUCACAUUCAUACACCUCGUGUCUGCAAGGCGAAUAUGACCAUGUUUCAUCCCCAUGUCUGUGUUGGACACAGCGUAGUCUCAAUCAGACCCGGUCACCUCCCUUUGCUGCCAUUUGAGAGCUGAUCGAUGCUGGACCCGCUCCCUCCUCCCUCUCUGCCUAGUUUCUCGCCCCUCAGAUCAGGCUCUGUCUGUGGCUAGCUUGAGGGGUGGCCAUGAGGCCUAAAUGAGGGCGUAUCUAUAUGGAGACAGCACUUGGCCUGGGGCUCUCCCACAUUGCCUGUUAGUCUCUCACACAGGCACAAAACCUUGCUUUAAAAAUGUGUCUUACGAUGAAACUUGGCAUCCAGGACGCGCCCCGUGAGGAAUUUGUUUUUGUUUUAAUGCCGAGGACGUUUGCAUGAAAACAGGAUCUUCGUUGCUUAGGAAUUGAUCAACUCCUGCUGCUGCUUUUCCCUGCUGAAGUGCCAGUCCCAUAUUUGUCACAGGCAAACCAGUAACUGUAGGGAUGGUUGGGACCUCCACAGAUAGAGGAUGGUGGCUGCUCAGGGGGAUGCAGAGGCCAUGGAGCCAAAGGAGAGAAUCAGGAACCCAUCUCAGGCAGAAGCAAGCUCGCAGAUAGACCGCGUCCUUAGCCAUAGGACCACAGCAGGAGUGAAGAUUUUUUGUGGGUCUAGUUGGUUCUAGAUGCUCAGGGGAGAAGAGAACGAAGACAGAAGGCGUUAAGACUCAGCCUCCAUCUGCAAGGAGCCGAAGGCCUUCUUGAAGGCCAGAUGGGAGGCCAGUGCAUGAGAAGACAGUGGUUAGAUCCAAAGUAACAAUGAAGACCCCAGGCAACUGAGAAGAGCCAGUGCCUGCAGUGGGAAGGCUGGGAGUGAGAUCGGGAUCUGCCACCUACCCACGAGGUCACCUUGAGCAGGCUGCCUGACCACUCUGCACCUCUGUUUCCUCACCUACAGAAUGGCACUCUCCCACCGGAGCCUUAUGAGAUGCUCCAUGCUAAAUGCAUGGCGUAGAGUAAGCAUGCCAGCAGUCCAGACUGUUAUUCCCAGCAUGCGUGCUCAUAGUAGAUGCUCUCUGUCCUCAGGAGGAGAUACAAAGAUGGCUAUAGAAGGCUUUUUAGAAGAAGGACUUGAACUUGGUUUGAAAGGAGGAGAAAAAGAUGACCUGGGAACAAGAGUGUUCCUGAUGUUCAAGUGGCCAGACUGGGACACAUCUGCUUCCACUGCAGUCAGUUCCUAAGGAGGUUUUCCAGGCACUAUCCAAGAAACCAAAGUAGAAUUGCCUGCAUGAAAUUGGAGGGGGUGUCCUGCUCCAUGGGGACCCCAGCUCAUUUUUGGCCUCAGCCUGGCCCCACAGGCAUCGGCAUAGAAAGGACAAAGUUGACGAGAGCCCAGACUGGGCACUCCACUGGGUCAGGCCCUUCCUUUGCCUCCAGGCUUGGCUUCCAGAAGGCAGUGAAGUGGUUACAUCCAAAUACCCACAAGAGGCCGGACACCUUUCUCUCCCGUAUCCUUAAUAUAUGCUAAUCAAAGCUGAGAGCCUGCAGAAAAUAUCUGCUUGGCCAAAGCCCCACACCCUCGCCUUGGCUGGGCUGCCCACCCUCCCCAGGCCUCCCCUCCCAUCUGCCUAGCUAAAGGCGUCCAUAAAUCCAGCUUUCAGAGCUCUCAGGGGUUGGCGAGACUGCCGUGGACCUCAGUCACAUCACGAUGGAAACAAUUGAAAACCACUUGGCAAAAAGAAGGGGUGAUCUAAUGUUUGAUAGCAAGAAUACAUUUUUUUUUCCUUGCCAUUCUUACUCAAACCCAGGGGGAAAAGCCGGCUGCUCUCCAGUCCCUGUCAGAUCAGUACCCCCAGGGUCCCUGACUCUUGUCCUCUGUCCCAGAGGAAGUCCAGGCUGUGGGGCUGGCUGUGGCCUCCUCGCAGUCCAGGGAGGAGCAGAGCUGGCCCUGCCUUUCUGACUGGCCAGGCUGCCUUGGGCCCCUCAGAGGCGAGGAGAUGGCCACAGGGGCCUGCGGAGAAGCCCAUAUAUAGAGCCUGGGGAAUGUGGGCCUCUGGCAGGCGGCCUGGAAAAAAUGGCCGUGUUCUGAGGGUGAACGCCGCCGAAUUAUAAAUAGCACCCGCCUCCCUCCCCUUCAAGCUUGCUGUGUCUGUCACUGGAGACUUGACAGUUAAAAUUCAAGAGGACUGAACAGGACAAGGGAGCGGGAGCGGGGGAUGGGGGAGAUGCCGGAUUGUGCAGGAAGCUCAGCUGCUGUCUUGGGAUUGAUACGGAGAAUAGUCACCAGAUGACGGGGCUGAGAGAGGGAUGCAUUUGGGGUGGCAGAAUGACUCCUGAUUUUAUGCAUUUUUAUAAGCUGAAUAAGAAUGGAAGGAAAACUAAAGGAAGCUUCAACUCCACGAGAUGGUUUUAUGGGUGCUUUAGAGCCUUUAAAAAUAAUAAGAAUAAAAAUCAGCUGUCUCCGAAUAUUAAAGGUGUCUCUCUGGUUCCGAAAGGUCAGCCACCCUGGAUUCCAAAUCAAAGCCAACGGCCAGGUGCCCACACAGGCCCGUGCCUUGAGCCUCCUGCCAAAAGGUUUCUUAGUGUGUUUUUAUGUCUCCCUGACAUGGAAGCAGCAGGGAUGUUUCCCCAGCCCCUAAAACCUCUGCACAUUGUGCUCACCCAGCAGAGGGUGAUGAUUCAGGAGGAGUCAGAAAUAAAGAAAGGAAGGAGUGUGCAGCCCUCGUCGUGGAAAGCCACACAGCCGUUCACAUCUGGGUAGCAGUGAGGGGUGGGCAAUGUUCUCGCGAAUUCUAGAUUCUGGAGGAGGGGUGCGCUGGUUCUGCAGGGACCAGGAGUCCCUCUUUGUGUCCUUGGAUCUGCUGGCAACUCCUGGGAACCAGCUGCCAGGCUUCCUGACUUGCUGCCCAGCCCUGCAUGGACGGGAACUAGAGUUCUGCUGGGCACUGGGAUGGGAUACAAUGGAGGUGCCUAGGGGCUUGUUGGGGGCUGGGCCAGCUCCAUGGGCAUCUGUGCCUCCUCUGUGAGCAGGCUAAGCUAUAGUAAGGGCUUAUCUCCUUUGUUUUAACAGUUGGGGCUUUGGCUUCCAUAGCAAUGAUUUGCAAAUAGGGUAAUUUAUUGGCUUCUCUCCUCCUGCCUUGAUAAAUCUCAUAUCUUACAUCCUUUGGAGCCUCAUUUGAAAUCAAACACUUAAAAAAAAAAAAAAGAAGGAGCACUCAUGCCUUUGUUAUCUUUUGGACACUUCUCAAAAGAAGAUCCCUGGACCCCACAGGAUGCAGGCAACACACAGAUGUGAGGUGAGAGCAGGUAGACAUUAGAACUUGACACACAGUGAUGCUACAGGCAUGACUUUAUUUAUUUAUUUAUUUAUUUAUUUAUUUAUUUAUUUAGAGACAGAGCCUCAUUCUCACCCAGGCUGGAGUGCGGUGGCGCGAUCUCGGCUCACUGCAACCUCCAACUCCUGGUUUCAAGUGAUUCUCAUGCCCCAGCCUCCCGAGUAGCUGGGAUUACAGGCAUGUGCCACCACGCCUGGCUAAUUUUUGUAUUUUUAGUAGAGACAGAGUUUCACCAGGUUGGCCAGGCUGGUCUUGAACUCCUAACUUCAGGUGAUCCACCCUCCUUGGUCUCCCAAAGUGCUGGGAUUACAGGUAUGAGCCACCGUGCCCAGCCUAGUGUGACUUUAAAACUGUGCUUCUAGGAGCCCUAUUGAGAGAGGAUGCCUCGGAGGCCCAACAGUAAGGGGACUUCCAGACCCUCGCUCCUAUGUCAAGCAAAGCAGCUCUACUCUUACUGCUAUUAGGUAUUAGACUGCAUUUUGAAAAAAUGAAUUUCAUGCCUUAAAAAGCUUGGAAAUCAGUAUCAUAGCUUACCCCAUGAUUUUAGUGCUAAGUGAACGAAGGCCCAGCGAGUGAAGGGGAUUUUCUGAAGGUCAAGACCUCCACUUGGGUUGCUGCUGUGAUGGCGGCUCUUGUUUUGGGAAGGGAAAUCCCAGAGGUUGGAACCAAAAGGGACCUGAGAGAGCAUUUUAUCAACCCCCUUCCUUCAAAACUGAGGCCCAGGGAACAGUGGGAUUUGCUCAAGGACCAGCGAGUAGCAGACCUCAGACUUGAAGCCAUCUCAUAGGAGGCAUGCUCGUAAAAGGAGGCCUGAUGUGCUAUAAAAACUGCAAAUGGCAGGAUUUGCCCUGAUGGAGACAGCUUCCCGGAGGAAGUGGUAACUGAGCUGAAAAGAUGACUGGUGACAAGAAGGUGACGAGAGCCUCCCAAGCAGAGGGACUGCUCCUGGGUUUGGUCCAGUGCUCAUCUCCCCACUCCUGGGAAGCAGAGGUCCGGAAAAGAUGACAGCUCUCGGGGUAGACUGUUCCCAUCUGUCUCUGCAUUGACUUCUUGCCGGGCGAAUGUGGGAAGCCAGCGACAUCACCACCUGCCAGGUCUGGAUGUACCGACUGCUUUUGGAAUAAAAAGAUUCCCAGGAUGUGAGCAACACGGGACCGCGCCUGAGUAAAUUUCACUUGCCAACCCCUGGGGACACAUCUCGCUUCCGAGGUACCAUAUCUAAAAGUGGCUUGCAAGCAUACCAUCUGCGACAUUCCCUCUCACCGCUUCAGAGGAUUUUAGGACCUGUCUACCUUUCCUGUAUUCCUUUGUCUCCAAACAUGAAAUGGUGACCCUCAUCCAUGUUUGUUUGGUUUGGGCCGGUUUUCACCUCCUUCCAAAAAAAGGAAGAGAAGAAGAAUGUGAUUUUUCAUGUUUCUAAGCACUUUCACGCCGUCUGUGCAUCCAUAGAUGUUCGAUUUGGGUGCCUGUUGGGCUGGGUCGUGGGAAAACUCAUAAAGAAGUGCCAGUUUCUUUUGCGUUGUGAAGAGACACUGACCCUGUCUUUGUUCUUGUCCACAGAUAUGAUGCUUCCUGGUGUGUUUAGCGGUUGGUGCCAUUGCAAUUUUCUGUGCUGAAAUCAUUCUGAAAACUCAAACAGUAGACUUCAGCACACAAGGAAAGCCAAAGCCAUUUGAGGGGGAAUAAAGCCAAAAGCCUUUCACCUUAUUCGUUCCAAGAAUCUCACCGCCCCCUCCUUAUCCCCCUCCAAAAAUAAGCCAUUGCACACAGACAGGCAGCAUGGCUAGCAAACGAAAAUCUACAACUCCAUGCAUGGUUCGGACAUCACAAGUAGUAGAACAAGAUGUGCCCGAGGAGGUAGACAGGGCCAAAGAGAAAGGAAUCGGCACACCACAGCCUGACGUGGCCAAGGACAGUUGGGCAGCAGAACUUGAAAACUCUUCCAAAGAAAACGAAGUGAUAGAGGUGAAAUCUAUGGGGGAAAGCCAGUCCAAAAAACUCCAAGGUGGUUAUGAGUGCAAAUACUGCCCCUACUCCACGCAAAACCUGAACGAGUUCACGGAGCACGUCGACAUGCAGCAUCCCAACGUGAUUCUCAACCCCCUCUACGUGUGUGCAGAAUGUAACUUCACAACCAAAAAGUACGACUCCCUGUCCGACCACAACUCCAAGUUCCAUCCCGGGGAGGCCAACUUCAAGCUGAAGUUAAUUAAACGCAAUAAUCAAACUGUCUUGGAACAGUCCAUCGAAACCACCAACCAUGUCGUGUCCAUCACCACCAGUGGCCCUGGAACUGGUGACAGUGAUUCUGGGAUCUCGGUGAGUAAAACCCCCAUCAUGAAGCCUGGAAAACCAAAAGCGGAUGCCAAGAAGGUGCCCAAGAAGCCCGAGGAGAUCACCCCCGAGAACCACGUGGAAGGGACCGCCCGCCUGGUGACAGACACAGCUGAGAUCCUCUCGAGACUCGGUGGGGUGGAGCUCCUCCAAGACACAUUAGGACACGUCAUGCCUUCUGUACAGCUGCCACCAAAUAUCAACCUUGUGCCCAAGGUCCCUGUCCCACUAAAUACUACCAAAUACAACUCUGCCCUGGAUACAAAUGCCACGAUGAUCAACUCUUUCAACAAGUUUCCUUACCCGACCCAGGCUGAGUUGUCCUGGCUGACAGCUGCCUCCAAACACCCAGAGGAGCACAUCAGAAUCUGGUUUGCCACCCAGCGCUUAAAGCAUGGCAUCAGCUGGUCCCCAGAAGAGGUGGAGGAGGCCCGGAAGAAGAUGUUCAACGGCACCAUCCAGUCAGUACCCCCGACCAUCACUGUGCUGCCCGCCCAGUUGGCCCCCACAAAGGUGACGCAGCCCAUCCUCCAGACGGCUCUACCGUGCCAGAUCCUCGGCCAGACUAGCCUGGUGCUGACUCAGGUGACCAGCGGGUCAACAACCGUCUCUUGCUCCCCCAUCACGCUUGCCGUGGCAGGAGUCACCAACCACGGCCAGAAGAGACCCUUGGUGACUCCCCAAGCUGCCCCCGAACCCAAGCGUCCACACAUCGCUCAGGUGCCAGAGCCCCCACCCAAGGUGGCCAACCCCCCGCUCACGCCAGCCAGUGACCGCAAGAAGACAAAGGAGCAGAUAGCACAUCUCAAGGCCAGCUUUCUCCAGAGCCAGUUCCCUGACGAUGCCGAGGUUUACCGGCUCAUCGAGGUGACUGGCCUUGCCAGGAGCGAGAUCAAGAAGUGGUUCAGUGACCACCGGUAUCGGUGUCAAAGGGGCAUCGUCCACAUCACCAGCGAAUCCCUUGCCAAAGACCAGUUGGCCAUCGCGGCCUCCCGACACGGUCGCACAUACCAUGCAUACCCAGACUUUGCCCCCCAGAAGUUCAAAGAGAAAACACAGGGUCAGGUUAAAAUCUUGGAAGACAGCUUUUUGAAAAGUUCUUUUCCUACCCAAGCAGAACUGGAUCGGCUAAGGGUGGAGACCAAGCUGAGCAGGAGAGAGAUCGACUCCUGGUUCUCGGAGAGGCGGAAGCUUCGAGACAGCAUGGAACAAGCUGUCUUGGAUUCCAUGGGGUCUGGCAAAAAAGGCCAAGAUGUGGGAGCCCCCAAUGGUGCUCUGUCUCGACUCGACCAGCUCUCCGGUGCCCAGUUAACAAGUUCUCUGCCCAGCCCUUCACCAGCAAUUGCAAAAAGUCAAGAACAGGUUCAUCUCCUGAGGAGCACGUUUGCAAGAACCCAGUGGCCUACUCCCCAGGAGUAUGACCAGUUAGCGGCCAAGACUGGCCUGGUCCGAACUGAGAUUGUGCGUUGGUUCAAGGAGAACAGAUGCUUGCUGAAAACGGGAACCGUGAAGUGGAUGGAGCAGUACCAGCACCAGCCCGUGGCAGAUGAUCACGGCUACGAUGCCGUAGCAAGGAAAGCAACAAAACCCAUGGCCGAGAGCCCAAAGAACGGGGGUGAUGUGGUUCCACAAUAUUACAAGGACCCCAGAAAGCUCUGCGAAGAGGACUUGGAGAAGUUGGUGACCAGGGUAAAAGUAGGCAGUGAGCCAGCAAAAGACUGUUUGCCAGCAAAGCCCUCAGAGGCCACCUCAGACCGGUCAGAGGGCAGCAGCCGGGACGGCCAGGGUAGCGAUGAGAACGAGGAGUCGAGCGUUGUGGAUUACGUGGAGGUGACGGUCGGGGAGGAGGAUGCCAUCUCAGAUAGAUCAGAUAGCUGGAGUCAGGCUGCGGCAGAAGGUGUGGCGGAACUGGCUGAAUCAGACUCCGACUGCGUCCCUGCAGAGGCUGGCCAGGCCUAGACAGGGAAGUCUGUUAGAACUGCUGUGCUGAUCAACGGGAUGCUCCGUCUUUGAAGAAAGAAGAGAUGGUCUCUCCCCAGCCAUGGGCCACCCUUGCCAGUGACUCCAAGUGGAACUACUUAGCUCGCGUGUGCCUGGAGGGUGCGGGAAGCCCAGCGACUCUCAGACGCACCUCCCAGAGGACCGGUGGGAAUUGUUCAUAGUGCCAAAGUCCUACUACUGCGUUUUCAAUGGGUCCUUGUACAUAGUUUGCUCCUCUGCCCUAGCCCUCACCUCUUGCUAUACUGGAACCGAUUUGUACAAUGUGGGAAUUUUGUUACCUUUUUAAUCAAGGGCAACUUCCUUUUCCAGCACUACCAUUGUAAGGUUUUUUUCAGGAGGGAGGGCUAACCACCUUGCUUUUCUCUUUUCUCUUUUUCUUUUUUUAUUUUUGUUUUAUUAAUUUGGGGAAAGGGGUGUUAGUAUUAGUGCCAUGAUAUCUACUGGAUUUUAAGUAGGGAGACUUUAUUUUUAAAGGUAGGUUGAAAUUUGGGAGAUUUCUCGGCAGGAAGGGCUGAAAUCCAGGCCCCUGUCUCAACUUGGAGAGAGGUGACAGACGGCAGAUCUUCCAAAUCAAAUUCCUUUCCAGUUCUUCCACUGGCUGCCUUUUUGGGGGUCCCUGCCUUAGCCCCACACAAGGCUUUCUGAACUGCCAAGAGGGGAUCUGGCUUCUCAACUGCUCGGCCUCUUGGGCCAGGCUGUGCCCAGCCAGCCCUGGGAGAACUGGGUAGCAGGUGGCUGACUUCUUUAAGCACCUUUCUAAAUACCAGCAGAAGAGGCUCCCGCCUCUGUUAGCAUGAUCAGUACUAUUGCGACAUUAAAACAACAACAAUAAGAUCUUCCUAUCUGGAGGGUACAGAGGUGAAUGGCUUUGGUUUUCAUUUCUCUUCUUCACUGCCUUUUCUCGGUGUGGUAUUUGACAAGAUUUUAGCUCAAAGCCUCACCAUGAAUUGAUUUUUUUUGUUUGUGUGUGUGUUUGUUUUGGGACAAUUUUAGAUACCUGAGUGCACUUUUUCAGUUAGUCCUAACUUUUAAAAGAAGGAAAACCAAGAGACAUAUCUGGUGUACGUGUUGCAGUAUGAAUUCUGGUUGCAAUCCCUCCCCCUCCCACACUGCCCCCCAUUUGAGUACACCACACAAGUCAAACGCUAGGAAGUUUGAAUAAAACCAAUUUUUCUAACUUGUUGCUCAUUUGUUGUAACUCAAUAAAGCAAAGACUAAACAUUUUUAUAA